Exophiala bonariae is the source of this 1866-nucleotide messenger RNA. RefSeq lists its product as uncharacterized. The record is from RefSeq and is a predicted model, not a curated record. Gene Ontology annotation, molecular function: double-stranded DNA binding; RNA binding. NCBI's taxonomy places the organism in Eukaryota, Fungi, Ascomycota, Eurotiomycetes, Chaetothyriales, Herpotrichiellaceae. The coding region runs from base 1 to 1866 and encodes 621 amino acids. The transcript has 2 exons. Gene Ontology annotation, biological process: poly(A)+ mRNA export from nucleus.
AUGGCUCGCUUUGGUGCCAACAAAUCCAUCUUAGACUCAUUCCUAACAGAGAUUGUGUCCAGCAUCCGCAGCAAAAAUGGCCAGCGUAUUGCAGAACUCAUCCAACUGGAUUUCGACAGUCUACCGCCUGAGCGACAGAAACCUUAUGCCGAACUCAACGCCGAACUCAACACGCAAUAUCCAGCGUCGUCCAACGACAUGCAGCUGGUGACGCGGUGCAAGAGCGUACUGUCACAGGACGAGUUUGGAUCUUUCAGCUCGCCUUUCUCGGACAGCAUUGUCCAUUACUUUCGCUAUCUGAGAGAUUUCACUACGGCGAACAAUCGUGCGAAAGCUUUGAAAAUCAGGCAGUUGACGAGCCAAUGUGUAACCGCACUAGGCGACUCCAAAUACGGAGUGAUAAUGAUACCCAUCGUUCUAUCAUUCUCACGCGUCCUCGCGGCCGUAGCAACAAACCUCGACCGGAACCAAUCUCAACAACAACAGCAACAGCAACAAUCCGCCCCAGCUGGAUCCGCCGUCGCCGGCGGCGACACUCCCGGCAGCAGAUUCAGCUUCGUGGAAGACGCGGCCAACGUACUCCGCGACGCCUUCAUCAAAUGCCUGGCCGGCUCCCCAGGCGUACCGAGAACGUCGCGCCCCAGCCCACCAGACGACAAACGGCUCGGAAUCUACCUGACCGCCAACUCGUGCCUCAAACUCCUCACGCAAUGCGGAAAGCUGCGCAACGCCCAGCAGAUGUUCAGCAGCAUCGACGCCCAGUCGCCACCCCUGGCAUUCUACCCGGCCGCCCAGCGCGUCACUUACCUGUACCACCUGGGGCGAUACCACUUCGCAAACAGCCACUUCAUGCGGGCGAUCGCAGCCCUGCAAGCCGCCUACGAGCAAUGCCACGCCCAGGCGCUGAAGCACCGCCGCGCCAUCCUCAUCUACCUGAUCUCCGCCAACAUCUGCGUGGGGCGGUUCCCGUCGCCGAGGACCCUGCUCUCGCGGCCCGAAGCACUCGAUCUCGCCCCCUACUUCGUCCCGCUGUGCAGCGCCAUCCGCUCCGGUGACCUCGGCGCCUUCCGCCACCUCCUGACCCUUGACGACCCUGACACCACCAGCACCAACACGAAUACCUCGGCCCGCUGGUUCCUCCGGCACGCCGUGCUCCUCCAAUUGCAGGAUCGGUGCGAGAUCCUCGUAUGGCGCAGCCUGAUCCGCCAGGUCUUCCGACACGCGGGGUACCUGGGGGCCGAGGAGCGCAAAGUCCCCUUUCUGCGCCUGUAUCUCGUGCAGCAGGCGGCGCGAUGGGCCGUGAGCCGGACGAGACUUGAAAACAGCAACAACGCCAACAACGCCUCCUCCUCUAAAGACGAUGACGACGAAAGCUACACCGACCCCGAACUGGCCGACAUGGACGCGGCUAUCCACGAGACGGGCUUCGACCUGUCGUCGGGCCAAUACCUCGACAUGGACGCAUCAUCGUCAUCCGCCGACCUCGUCGACUCCCCUUCCGCCCUCCCGACCCUGCACUCCUACUCCCAGCCCUCCAGUCACUCGCAAUGGCCAAGCAUGCCGGAAAUCGAAAGCAUCGUGCUGAGCCUGAUCCAGCAACACCUGCUGCGGGGCUUCGCGACACACACGAACCCGCGCUUCGCCGUCCCGGGUGCCCAGAAGCUCGGCGGGCCCAUGAAGGCCGGCUUUCCGGGCGUGUGGGCCGUCAUUUCCGCGCGGUUGGGCUCGACGACCAACGGCGGUGGUGGUGACCUGGUCGUGCCUGGCUGGGUGGAGGAGAGGAGUUUGCGGAGCUCGGCGAGCGGUGGUGGUGGUGGUGGUGGUGGUGUGGUGAGGAUAUCUGGCGCCAGGAUGGCGGGUGCGUGA